Rhincodon typus (whale shark) is the source of this 4611-nucleotide messenger RNA. RefSeq names its product potassium channel subfamily K member 1-like. Gene Ontology annotation, molecular function: potassium ion leak channel activity. Bases 625 to 1644 code for a protein of 339 amino acids. The record is from RefSeq and is a predicted model, not a curated record. The transcript is spliced from 3 exons. Gene Ontology annotation, cellular component: membrane. Gene Ontology annotation, biological process: stabilization of membrane potential; potassium ion transmembrane transport. NCBI's taxonomy places the organism in Eukaryota, Metazoa, Chordata, Chondrichthyes, Orectolobiformes, Rhincodontidae.
GGAAGGAACAGGUCAGAGUCAGCAGGAAGGCAGCAAGACCGGUCAGUCCGGGCAAGUAAACCCUAACUGCAGAGAACACACAGGGGAACCUGGAGAAUUCCGCAGAACAGACUAUUAUUACACCUGCCUCUCAGAGAACUGCUUACAUCGCGACUCCACUGAACAGUCGGGGCAACAUCGGGAACUUUACAGAGCAGACUGGAAUAACAUCGGAAACUCUCCCAGCCUCGAGUAACAAUGGGGGUCUGUAUCCAGCCUAGAGUAACAAUGAGGAUCUGUAUCCCAGCCUAGAGUAACAUAGAGGACUGUAUCCCAGCCUAGAGUAACAUAGGGGACUGUAUCCCAGCCUACAGUAACAUAGGGGUCUGUAUCCCAGCUUAGAGUAACGUUUGAGACUUUAGACCAGUCUAGUGUUAAUGUAUAGGACUGUACACCCACCUAGAGGAACAUUGGGUGUGUACACCAGUUAGAAUAGCGUUAGGGACUAUAGCCUAGCCUACAGUAACAUUGGGUGUGCAUACUAGCCUAAAGUAACAGUGGGGACUUUAGGUCAGUCUAGCUCAGUGCUAUCACAAAGCCAGCUCUUCAGCUCCUCCCCUGUGUUACUAGUUGUCAGCUGGGGAGAUGUUCCAAGCUCUGGGCAGUACUAACCCUUGCCUCCGCUUGAUGCACAGCAACAGGUCAAGCUGUUACUUUGCGCUACUGGUUCUUGCCUAUCUGCUCUACCUGAGCUUCGGCGCCCUGAUCUUCUCCUCAAUUGAGCUGCCUUACGAAGACAACCUCCGCCAACAACUGAGGGAGCUGAAGGACCAGUUUCUGGAGGAGAACCCAUGCCUAGCCCCAGACAGCCUGGAGCGUUUCCUAGGCCAGGUCCUAGAGGCCAACAAUUAUGGGGUGUCCGUGUUAAACAACAGCACUGGCAAGUGGAACUGGGACUUCACCUCUUCCCUCUUCUUCGCUGCCACUGUCCUCACAACCACAGGUUACGGUCACACGGUCCCACUCUCUGAUGGUGGCAAGGCUUUCUGCAUCAUCUAUUCGCUGAUGGGCAUUCCCUUUACACUGCUGUUCCUCACUUCCAUUGUCCAGCGGCUCAUGGUCCAUGUCAGCAGGCGGCCAGUCCAGUAUAUCCACACUCGCUGGGGUUAUGCCGAGCAGACCGUGGCUCUGGUCCACGCCAUCCUCCUAGGGCUGAUCGUCACCUCCUGCUUCUUCUUCAUCCCAGCGGCCAUCUUCUCCACAUUGGAAAAGGACUGGAACUUUCUGGAAUCCAUUUACUUUUGCUUCAUCUCCCUCAGCACCAUUGGCCUGGGAGACUACGUUCCUGGUGAGGUGCACCAUCAGCAGUUCCGUGAGCUAUACAAGCUCGGAAUAACUGUGUACCUCAUGUUUGGCCUCACCGCUGUGCUUGUUGCCCUGGAAACCUUCUGUGAGCUGCAGAAGCUGAAAGAAUUUAAAAGGAUCUUCUACUUGAAGAAAGAGAAGCUGGAAGAUGAACGAAACAUUCUGGACCACGAUCAUCUCUCGUUUCCCUCGGUGACGGACUCUGUGCCCAUUACCAGGGAACAGCAGAAACUCAAUGAGCCUUUCUCCCCAGGCCCAUUGGCCAGCUACCAGUUUAUAGAGGAUCCCGUCAACCGGUGACCCUCAGCUAUCACCAACUGCACCCCCCCCCCAUUCCAAAACACCAUUGGCCAGCCCUUCCAUCAUGUCAUAAAGCAAACCCGCAUGUGAUUAGUAUAGGUUCUAAAGCAAUUCAACCAGCCUCCAAAAGAGAAAGGAAGCACAGAUCGGGGGUAAGAAAAAGAAACUGGGGUAAAGAAAGUGUGUUUUUGGGUCACCUUGAAGUAGAAAGCCUGUUUUCACACAAGCGAUGAUAUCGUUGCUGAGAAUUUCCACAUCAAUUUCCCUCAGGCGAAGUAGUUAUACAGGUGAAUGCGAUUAACCCCAGAACAUUCUGUCCCCGUUCGAAGGAGAUGGAAUUAUUAAUGAUUUGGCAAAAUACUUAUUUUAAUUGUAAUAUUCGUUGGGAGGGAGGAGAAAAUGAGCUGACAGUGUUCAAAGAGCAGCCUUUUUCACACUGUGAGGUGGGGUCCAGUAUUCAGAAUAACCUACAGCUGUUUCUAUGGGACCUGUACUUCAUUAGAAAACAAGAAUGGGCCUGUUAUCCCCUCUGACCUGAUCUGUUAAAUAGAUAUGGCUCGUCUGUUGUACCCUACUCAUUUCAAUAUCCCUUCAUGUCCUUAUUUCAAUUAAAAAAAACUCUCAGUUGCAGACUUGAAAGCUCCAAUCGGCCUCUAGCAUCCACACCCUCUUUGGGAAGAGAUUCCCCCUCUCCUUUGAAUGAUGAGGUUCUUACUGACAUGAUUGCAGGACUGGCCUAGCUCUAACUUUAAGAUUAGGUCCCACUGUCCUCCAUUCCCCCAGAGGAAGAAAUAUCAUCUUUCUGUCUACGCCAGCAAAUCCUUCCAAUAUUAAAAAAAAACAACUAGUUUCUAAAUCUUUCAGAGUGAUACAAAAGUGAUACCUUAUCUUUGCAACCUGACCUUAUAAUUUAUCCAUUUUACUGCUGAUGUCAUUCUGGUGAAUUUGAGUCCAUGAUCAGUCCAUGCUUCCUGAGUGCAGCAUCCAAGUCUGAACACCAUACACCCAGCAGAGUCCACCCAGGGCUCUCAAUACAACUACACAGCACAGUUUCCAUUCUUCUGUAACGUCGUUCUGCUUGAGCUCAUAGCCAAUAGCCCAUUUGUCUUUAUGGUUGAGUUUGUGAACUGUUCACCUCGUGAGCCACUGAAGGAAGCCAGCCCCAGACCAUUUCCCAUCAGUCCUUUUAACCGCCAUGCUCUGGACAAACAGGUGCUGGAUAUUGACCCCUGAAUACACAACCUUUCGCUUUUCAAAUUAAUUUUCACAAAGUUAAAGGAUGUUUGACAGAGGAAAUGAUGUAGGUAUACAAGAGAAACAAACUAUUUAACGGGACUCCUCAAAACAGCUGUCAAACAUUUUUGUUUAUCAUUUCGGUGUUACAGAAUAAUGUUUUGUGUUUGUGUCUUAUUUUGAAAUUCUACCUCGUGUGAAGAAGUGAAAACAAAACACAUACUGGAGGGAAUUGGGUGAGCUCUUUUUGCUCGAUAUUUUUGAAGUAGUUCUUCAGAGGGAGCUCCAUUUCAAGUGCUGUUCAUUUUGAAAGGGGCCAGGCUUUGGGCGUCUAACAUAUCUGCCUGAUCCAGGCCCCUAUUAACAUGGCAAACACAGUGCUACAAUAAAUUGGGCCCCGGUUGCCGUUUGAGCUGGGAGCCAGUGGAAAGCCGCAUCAUGCUCGCUCUCCAGUUUCACAGGGAUGGAACUGAAGUGACAACAUUGUGUUGGAUUAUUCCUGGGGCAUGGCCCAAGGGGAGCGGGUAUAAUCGUAGCUGCCACAUCCAAUCACUGUGCAGUUGCCAAGGCUGGCUUUACCCAGGGUCCUGGCUGCUGUCUCCCAUUCACCAAUACUGACCCUGUGUAAAAGGGCAUUGCCAGGUUGAGGCAGGAGGGGUUCGGUGCCAUCUGAGACUGAAUGAAGAUCAUGACAGAAGUUCGAUUCAAGGACUGCAGGUCAAACUAAGAUGGCAGAGCAAUGGAUUUUGAGAUAGAGGUUAUUUUAUUGAUAACAAACACAGAGAGUGCUGGAGAAACUCAGCAGUUCUGGAAGCAUGUCUGGAGAGUGAAGCAGUUAAUGUUUCAAGUCUGGUAUGACUUUUCUUCAGAACUGAAAGGUGAAGGAAAAUAGGUUUUUUAUACUUCUGACACAGGUAGAAGAGGAGCAAAAGGGUAAAUGAUAUAGAUGCAAAGGGCCAGACCCAUAGCAAUGUGGCUGACUCUCACGUGGUCUUUUUAACAGUAGGGAAAGAAAACAAAGUGUGUAAAUUGGUGUGAAAGGGAGAAAGUUGGUCCUUCUUACUAAGAGCAAAGUAAACAAGACACAAACAUGACAUGGCUAUGAGGAAGGAGUGUAAGGGAGAGAAGAAUGUUUUAUGUCAGUUCUCCAUUUUUCUCACAAUCAGUUUCUGAAGUUAUUGAAUUCAAUAUCGAGACCUCAAGGCUGUUCCAAUGAAAUACAAUGAAAACUCAAGUAACAACACCUCAUUUUCUGCUUAGGCCGUCUACCUAAUGAGUUUCACAAGCAUUCUCUGUGUUUGUUUCAGAUAUCCAGCAUCCACAGUAUUUUGCCUUUAUUUGAAUCUUUUUGUUGGUGCCAUUACAAAAGCUUUACCUCAGCCCAAGAUGUGCAUGAUAAGCAUAUAAAAAUUCCUUUAAAAACCAACUCCGCUUGAACAAUAUUCCACUUGUUUGAAAAUUCUCAAGCCCAUUUUAUUUAUUAGUUAAUUCAUUUAUUUGCAAUAGAAAAUAAGCUGCUGGAAAUUCUCCACAGCUCAGGCAUUAUCUGUGGAGACAAUGAACGUUUUAGCUGAAUGGCCUUCAGAAACGUUUUCUGUUCUUAUUUGGGAUUUCCAGCAUCCACAGUAUUUUGUUCUGGUAAUUUUGUUUGUGUUGUGUUUUGUAGGCAAGAAAUUCCUAGGAAGGGAAGGACUUUAGAGUGUAGAGAGAGUUUGUAGGGAAGGAGUUUAGAAU